Mya arenaria is the source of this 5602-nucleotide messenger RNA. RefSeq lists its product as uncharacterized. The record is from RefSeq and is a predicted model, not a curated record. Gene Ontology annotation, molecular function: protein binding. The coding region runs from base 130 to 3420 and encodes 1096 amino acids. The transcript is spliced from 20 exons. NCBI's taxonomy places the organism in Eukaryota, Metazoa, Mollusca, Bivalvia, Myida, Myidae.
CCCUUAAUACAACAAAAAUGUUAAUAUAAAUUAUUGAGAGCUAAUGCUUUAUCUAUAAGACCAAAUAAUUGUAAUGUUCGAUCAAAACAAACAAGUGUAGUUCAGCAGUAAAGCGUCCUAAGUUUCAAGAUGGACGACUGCAACCUUGAAAAGCUUGGAAUAAAACCUGGUAAAAUUGCACCUGCUUUUAAGCAGGAUGUGCUGGAAUACAGCGCAACUGUUCAAAGCAGUGUUGCAGAAGUUACACUUGACUUGCUCACAAGAGAUAGUGGCGCAUCCUAUACUAUUUCUGGCAGUGGUGGAUCAAAGAAAGUUCCAGUAAAGGAAGGUGCAGUCACAGACAUUAAGAUUGAAGUUUGUGCUGAUGAUGGAAAGACCACAAAAACAUAUAUCAUCAAAGUUAAACGCCUCUCUGCAAGCGAUGCCACCCUAUCUAAUCUCAAAGUGGAUGCUGGAAUUAUUACUCCUGAGUUUUCACCUGAUGUGUACGAAUAUAGCUGUUUGCUUGCCUGCAACACAAGUAAGCUACUGGUCACACCAACGGCUCCCGACCCAAAGAAUGCUGUGACAGUGGGUGGGGACAAGCCUGGUUCUCCAUCUAGCCUUAAUGUGGGAAGUACAAACAUAGAGAUUGAGGUCACAUCCGAGGAUGGAUCCAAAAAACAGAAAUACAACCUGUGUGUCACAAGGAAGCAGCUACCAAGACAUGUCAAAAUCACUGAUCCAGCCCUUGCAAUGCAGUUUGAAGACCCCAUUUCCCUCAGCACCCUCUAUCAACCAAUCACAAUUCGAAACAGUGAUCCAAAGCACACUUUCUCUGCACCAAUAAUAGAUGAGCUUACAAAGACCUCAAAAUUUGAUCCAAUUAAUGACAUGCCUUUGGAAUCUGAUUGGAGGAUAGAAGAUGUUGAACUGGAUAAGAAGAUGAGUGGAGCUACGGCUUGUAUUCCACUAACAUAUGGAGGUGCCUCGGAAAUUUGUCCCUUAAGUGAGAUUGGUGCUCAGGUUGCCAAAUGCAAUGUGCCUCCAAAAGUUGAGGAUGCUAAAGACAAGUUCAAGGAUGUGAAUGCUCCUGUAAAACACAAAGUAGAGCAACGAAAGUGGGAGAAGAAUCUACAGCAGGUAUUUGGGGAAACCAGCGCAGACAAACUCAUCUCCGAUGCAAAAGAGGAGCUGAAGAAUUAUUUUGCAGCCCUGCCUAAACCAAAUCAGAACCGCUCAUGGCCUGAUGGGGAAUCACCCACCGACUACCUCCAGCAAGCCACUUACUGCUACGCCUCUGCCCUCAAAAUCAAGCCCAAGGACCCAACCCUUCAUCUACAGCUUGGAAUGCUACUGGAGGAAAACUAUUACAUUGAAGAUAUGUUUGGGCUUAAAAAAGAGAGCCAUGAUGAUAUGCCAUCCCUAAAUCUUCAAGCUGCAGAGAGCUCCAAGGACGAGGAGUGUGCAGCAAUCUGUAAACUUCACGGGGUGGAGGCGACCGCGCCCCUCCCCCUGCAGUUGAAGGCUAUCGACAUGGAGUACCACGGGCUUAUACAGGCCGGGCAGUCAGCGAAGGCCGACCAUGUUAUGGAGCUGUUCCAGUGGAAAUCCAAACAAGCCACACAGGAGGGUGCAGCCGCCCAGAAAGCAGGUGAUGAAGAGUCGCCCCUGGGUCAGGCAUUCCUGAAAUACAUGGACGCCCUGACCUGUGACGAAGCUAAGGCCCUAUUUAACUUCCAUGUGGGACGGAUGCUUGUUGUUCAGGGGAAAUAUGAUGAGGCAGUCAAGCGACUCGAAACCAGUCUAAAUUGGAACGUGAAUCAUCAGCUCUCAAGGUUUUACCUCGGUCUUGCGCUAGCCCUGAAGAAGGAGGGUCCGGGGGCGAGAGUAAAGGAGGCUGUCACCUAUCUGCUGGAGGCCUUUGAGACCCUAAUGACAGAUAGGACGAAACAGGCCAUGAGUCCCACACCUGAAAGCUACAUAGAGCCCAUCCUUCGAGCAGAAAACCUCAUGCAGCCAACCAACGUUCAUCUUAUGCGAGGCUUUAUCCAGUUAGGAAGACUUCUGCAAAAAAACACUGACAUUAAAGAUGCCAUGUCUCCUCAGGACAUCUUUCACAAUGCGGCCCUUCUGGCAACCCAGAUGCUUCCCUUCAUAUCUCGAGGUGACAUGUACAAACAGCUGGAGUGGGUGAUUCUGGAUGCCCAUGCCAACCUCCUCGAUAUUCUAGCCUCCAGCCAGGCCGGCAACGAGAAACUGAUUGUCCAGCGUUGCCAGCGUCUGUCUGCUCUCAUAUUUCACUCAACAAUUCCUCAGAAUGAUCAGCUGUUGGCUUUACAGGAAAAGACGUGUCAGCAACUAAUUCAGAUCACGCCCUGUUCUAGUCACUCCCUCUACCUGCUGGGCACCUCACAGUUUUCACGCUUUGAGAACACGCCCCCGGGAGAGGAGGCAAACAAGCUUCUGGGUGAUGUGAAAUCAUCAUUCCAAGCAUCUAUUGACCUGGAGGGAAAACCUGCAUCGGGAGAUAUUCCAGAAAGUGUUAAAGGUCAACAAUGGUGGCAGACAAAGGUCAAACUUGAGGAAGAAAAGAGAAAAGCCGAAGAGGCCAAGUCAGCCCCAGGAAAGGGUGCUCCAGGGGUCAAACCUGGGGCCCCAGCUGGACGGGGAGGGGCUGCUGGUAGGGGGGCACCUGCAGGGGCUGCUAGGGGUCGGGGAACACCUGCUCCAGCUCCGACAAGGGGCGGAGCUGCUGCAAGGGGCGGGGCAAAGGCAACACCUGCAGCUAGGGGAGCACCUGCUAAGGCCCCUGCAGCUCGUGGAGCACCAGCAGGACGAGGAGGUGCUGCAGCAAAACCUGGGGCAAAGGGACCAGCCCCUGCUGAAGCUCCAAAAGAGGAACCAAAGGCCGAGGUUCCAAAAGUGGAUGCCUCAAAGCCUGUCGCGUCCAAUCUGGGCCCUGCACCAAUCAACAGGAAGUCUUACCUGCCCCGUCUAGGGCUCGCCAGGGCACACAAAUCAGCCAAUGAGGUGCAAGAUGCAAAAAGAUUCUACAAUGAGGUCAUCACCAUGUCACCUGAGGUUCAUGAUUCGUACAUUGAGAUGGCUGAUAUGUUGCUCAAGACAGACCCGCUGGGGGCAGUCGAUGUGUAUUGCAAGUUUCCUGUCCCUGAAAACCCGUCGUUUGACGAUGCCUACAUAUUUGGUGAUAUUGUGCGCUUGCUGAUUAAGGCCGAAAAAUAUGAUGAUCCCAGAUUGACGCCCAACAUGAUAACGUAUGGGAAGAUUCUAGGAUUAGGAGUCCUGGAGAAAUAUGUCAAAAUUCUUGAAGAGAAAUUCAAGAACGAGACGCUAAGACAAGUGUACGCUGGCGUGAAUGGACGAUCUGUAGAUGACCAAGAAAUGCAGCAGUUUUUCAAGUUUAAAUGCUGGAUCUAGACUAAUUAAUGCUGGAUUUGGAUUUUAUAUAUGCUGGAUUUAUAUUAAAUUAAUGCUGGAUUUAGAUUUAAUGAAUGCUGGAUUUGGAUUUAAUGAAUGCUGGAUUGAGAUUUAUUGAAUGCUGGAUUUAGGUUAAAUAAAUGCUGAAUUUAGAUUUAAUGAAUGCUUGGAUUUGGAUUUAAUGAAUGCUGGAAUUAGAUUUAAUAAAUGCUGGAUGUAGAUUUAUUAAAUGCUGGAUUUAAAAUUCAUUAAUGCUGAAUUUAGAUUUAAUAAAUGCUGGAUCUAGAUUUAAUAAAUGCUGAAUUUAGAUUUAAUUAAUGCUGGGUUUAGAUUUAAUAAAUGCUGAAUUUAGAUUUAAUGAAUGCUGGAUCUAGAUUUAAUAAAUGCUGAAUUUAAAUUUAAUGAAUGCUGAAUUAAGAUUUAAUAAAUGCUGGAUUUAGAUUUAAUAAAUGCUAGAUUUAGAUUAAAUGAAUGCUGAAUUUAGAUUUAAUAAAUGCUGAAUUUAGAGUUAAUAAAUGCUGGAUUUAGAUUUAAUAAAUGUUGAAUUUAGAUUUAAUAAAUGCUGGAUUUAGAUUUAAUAAAUGCUGGAUCUAGAUUUAAUAAAUGCUGAAUUUAGAUUUAAUGAAUGCUGAAUUUAGAUUUAAUGAAUGCUGAAUUUAGAUUUAAUAAAUGCUGAAUUUAGAUUUAAUAAAUGCUGAAUUUAGAUUAAAUGAAUGCUGGACUUAGAUUUCUUCAAUGCUGCAUCUAGAUCUGAAUCACACUGGAUAUAGAUUUCUUCAAUGCUGCAUCUGAUCGGAAACACACUGGAUAUAGAUUUCUUUAAUGCUGCAUCUGAUCGGAAACACACUGGAUAUAGAUUUCUUUAAUGCUGCAUCUAGAUCUGAAUCACAUUGGAUAUAGAUUUUUUUAAUGCUGCAUCUAGAUCUGAAUCACAUUGGAUAUAGAUUUCUUUAAUGCUGCAUCUAGAUCUGAAUCACAUUGGAUAUAGAUUUCUAUAAUGCUGCAUCUAGAUCUGAAUCACAUUGGAUAUAGAUUUCUUUAAUGCUGCAUCUAGAUCUGAAUCACACUGGAUAUAUAUUUCUUCAAUGCUGCAUCUGAUCUGAAUCACAUUGGAUAUAGAUUUCUUUAAUGCUGCAUCUAGAUCUGAAUCACAUUGGAUAUAGAUUUCUUUAAUGCUGCAUCUAGAUCUGAAUCACAUUGGAUAUAGAUUUCUUUAAUGCUGCAUCUAGAUUUGAAUCACACUGGAUAUAUAUUUCUUCAAUGCUGGAGCCUGAUUUUCCUAUGCUUCAAAUAGAUUUAAUAUUUGUUAUAUUGGGAUUUAAAAGAUGCUGGAUUUAGAUUUCUUAAUUGUUGGAUUAGACUUUGAUUAGUUUUGACUGAUUUUGGGGAAUUAGAUUAUCUCUUAACUGGAUUUAGAACUGAAUGCUUGAUUUUGAAAUAUGUUCAAUUUUAAGGUGCACUAAAUUUAUAUUUUUGAAUUCUUAUGUAAGAUUUUAGAUACUUGUGCAUUUUAUAUAUUUUUAAAAAAAAUUGAAUGCAAAUGUUAUGCUGGAGAUUGUUGACACCUCUGUUGCUUGGUGAAGAUGUUCUUGAUUUAGAUUGAAGUUAUAGUCUCUCAUGUUGUUUUUCAGGGUAUUUAAGAUUGAAUGACAAUGUUCAGUUUUGCAUUUCAACUUUUAAACCUGCCUUUUGUUAUUUUGUUACUAUGAGUAAAUCAUAUCUAAAAUUCAAAUAAGUUUAUUUGUAUGAGUAAAGGGAUGAAAUUGGUUAUCAAACAGCUGUUUUUAUAAAAUAUUACAAUAUAGCUGAGCAUUGCCAAGUCCUGAUUAACUUUAGUGGGUAGUUUAAUAUUAAUUCAUUCACUUAUUUGUUUGAUUGUGUCAUUUCACAUGGUGUCAAGUAUCCAUCCUUCUUUAAUAAAGAUCUGUGAUAAAAACAUUAGCUACCGUAUAUCAUUUACAUAUUGUAUAACUUUAUGAUGUGAUGUUUGUUCUACUAUUUAUGUUCCUUGUUUCUGUUAUUUAAUACUAUAUUGUUAAAAAGACAAGCUUUUAUAAAGCUGUGAUAUGACAUUAAUUGCAACUUUUUCUUUGCCAUUUGAUUUGAUGAUUUUUCUAGGUUUUCCGUCCGUCCCCUUAUUUGUCAUGAUAAAACAGCUAAUAAAAACAUGUAUAUAAAACUU